CCAUAUAGGUGGGGGGAUCGGUGGUAGCCAACACGCCCGCAGAAGAUAGAAGAUGGCGAUGCCGGCAGCAGCGUUGACGGUGUUGCUGUUGCAGCUCUGCUUCUCGGCCACGGCAGUGGCUCAGGUCACCGGAGCUGCGCCGGGCUGCCCGACCAUCUGCGCGGGCGUGAGUGUGCCGUACCCAUUCGGCGUCAGGGAGGGGUGCUACUUGCCGGGCUUCAACCUCACCUGCGACCGGGCGCUCGGCCGAGAGCGGCUGCUCAUCGGCGGCGCCGGCGGCACCCUCGAGGUCGCUGAGAUCUCGCUGGCCAACUCCAUGGUGCGCGUCAUGGACACCGCUGGCGCCGUGAAGCUCACAGGCAGCGGGAACGGCACUGGCCUCGCGAGGCUCGCGUCCAGCGGCCAGUGGGGCGGGCUCGGCGCCGACGCCUUCGCCGGCCCGUUCGUGGUGUCGGGGACGCGCAACCGGUUGGUGGUCACGGGAUGCAACCAGCAGGCCACGCUGCUCGGGGAAGGCGGCAACGUCAUCGUCGGUUGCUCCGCCUUCUGCCCCGUCACCGACACGUUCCUGAGCACGAUCUCCCCGGAGGAGGUCGCCGCGUGCGCCGGUGUAGGCUGCUGCGAGACGCCCAUCCCCAUCGGCCGCCCUUCCUACAGCGUGCAGCUCGCGGGGCUGGACCUGAACCAGGAGAUGGACCUCCAGCUGCCUAUCGCGGUGCGCAUCGCCGAGACUGGCUGGUUCGAGGGCAACUCCGCCGGGCUGCUCAACAAGUCGCUCCAGGACUCCUCCAGCACGACGGCGAUCUCCGUGGUGCUGGAGUGGGCGGUGGAGUCCAAGCGGCUCCUGCAACCCCAGGAUACAGCGACGGGCUGCCCACAGGAGGCGGCGAGGAGCGUGUGCCGGAGCAGCCGCAGCACAUGCCUCAACGUCACCAACAGCUACCGCACUGGCUACGUGUGCCAUUGCGAGGAGGGCUACGAGGGCAACCCAUACCUCGCCGGCGCCGGCGGAUGCCAAGACGUCGACGAGUGCGCGAUGCCCGGCAAGUUCAUGUGCUCCGGCGUGUGCACCAACACGCCGGGAGCGUACCAGUGCCGGUGCCCGCCCGGCUCCCGUGGCAAUCCCCGGAUCAAAGAUGGCUGCGUGAAAUCAUCUCUAGGUCUGGGUGUCGGCAUAGGAAUCGGCUGUGGUGCUGGCCUUCUGCUCCUGGUACUUGGUGUCUUUUUUUUGAGCCGGACGCUGAAUCAGCAGAGGGCAAAAGUACUGAAGAAGAAAUUCUUCAGGCAAAACAGGGGACAUCUGCUGCAGCAAUUGGUGUCGCAGAAGGCGGACAUCGCUGAGAGGAUGAUCAUCCCCUUGGUGGAGCUGGAGAAGGCCACCAACAACUUUGACAAAGCUCGCGAGAUCGGCGGUGGAGGGCAUGGCACGGUGUACAAAGGGAUCAUGUCCGACCUGCACGUUGUGGCGAUCAAAAAGUCCAAGGUCGUCGUCCAGAGGGAGAUUGACGAGUUCAUCAACGAGGUAGCAAUCCUCUCGCAGAUCAACCAUCGACAUGUGGUGAAGCUCUUCGGGUGCUGCCUCGAGACGGAGGUGCCAUUGUUGGUGUAUGAGUUCAUCUCUAAUGGGACCCUUUAUCAUCAUCUUCAUGUGGAAGAGCCUGAAGCAUCGUUGCCAUGGGUGGAGCGCCUGAGAAUUGCCACGGAGACUGCGAGAGCUUUCGCGUACCUUCACUCAGCCGUGUCAAUCCCUAUAGUCCACAGGGAUAUCAAAUCUCAGAACAUCCUAUUAGAUGGCACUCUCAUAGCAAAGGUGUCAGACUUUGGAGCUUCGAGGUGCAUUCCGAUCGAUGAAACAGGGGACGCAACUGCCAUCCAAGGGACAUUUGGGUAUCUAGACCCCAUGUACUACUACUCCGGACAACUUACCGAGAAGAGUGAUGUUUAUAGCUUUGGCGUUCUCCUCAUGGAGCUGCUAACGAGGAAAAAACCGUGCUCAUAUCGAUCGUCUGAGGAGAAAAGCCUUGUUGCAUAUUUCACCGCCUUGCUCGCGACAGGCGACCUCGCCAGUUUGUUAGAUCCUCAGGUUGCGCAGGAAGGAGGCAAGAUGGUUGAAGAGGUAGCUCUAUUGGCAGCGGCAUGCGUGAGGAUGGAAGGGGGCCAACGGCCAACCAUGAGGCAAGUGGAGAUGGCACUCGAGAACCUUCGAGUACCCCAUGAAAAUGUCGUGAUGUCUGAUAUGGAUGCACCAAGUUAUGCAAUGAUCGAAGGUGGAAGAAUGGAGGAGGUGAGCAGACAAUAUAGCCAAGAAGAAGAAUAUUUGUUGUCAUCAAGAUACCCGAGGUAGUGACUGUGUUCCUGUGUGAUAUGCACAUGGAUCAAAUGGCUUGUAUGCUUUAUGUUUUUUUUUCUUUUUCAUUAAGGAAAUAGUGAGGCUUGUAUACAGCAAAGAAGACAAGCAGGAGUAGUAGCAUGAUGAAUGCAAGAAAAAAAAAGAAUAGGAAAGAUAAGACCAUUGGAUGGCAACGAAGGGACGUUGAUCGGGUCAGUCAAUACAUGCAUGCAUGCGGCCAACUGGUUGUGUGCAAGUUGUGACUAGUCUAUGCUAACCGAUUGUCGUUGUCCUAUGCCCUUGAUUGGGGUGGCAAUAUUACAGGCCCAAAACAGAGAGACGACGCGGGACUUGCAUAGUAAAGUCGAUGCAUACACCUUGUGAUUGGAUAGAUAGAUAUGAGUUGCUUAAUUAGGAUUCUCUAUCAAGUGGUAGCAAGAGGCCAUGAGUAAGCAGUAGCACACACUUGCAUAUACUCACAUCGACUCAUCUAUAUAUAUGUAUAUAUAUACUAUAUCACUAAGCUCCCUAGGAUUGAAAGCCUCACAAUUAAUUAAGGUCUCCAAUUGGAAUUUGGUCACCCUAUUUUAAUCGGGUCAACAAUUUCUCAAAACUCUCUUAUUUAAUUUUUUACACAAUAUAUUAUGCUUCCUAAUUUUUAAAUCUUUAUAAUUAAUUGAGGCUUCAAUUUAGAAUUGGUCCACCAGAUUUUGACUGGGUCAACAAUAUCUCAAGGAGCUCUCCCAUUUAAUUAUUUUAGCUCUCUAUGUUCCCUAAUUUUAAAGCUCAUUUAUUCGAUUGAGGUAUUCAAUUCUGGAUUUGGUAUGCGAUUUUGAUCGGUCAACGAUUUUUCAAAUGAAUCAGUAGUAACCGGCCUAUAAAACAUGUAUCAACUCCUCACCAACUCCUAUCACCCAGAAAAAAGCGCCACCAUGUGAUACUAUAGCACGAAUAUAGUACAUGCAACCAACGAUGAAAAAAUAUCCCCACAUAAAUAUGGGUUGAUUAGCGGAGAACACAAAAUCGCACCGCGAAAGGCCCACCAAAUAACCGCAU
Aegilops tauschii subsp. strangulata is the source of this 3385-nucleotide messenger RNA. RefSeq names its product wall-associated receptor kinase 2. The record is from RefSeq and is a predicted model, not a curated record. Lineage: Eukaryota; Viridiplantae; Streptophyta; Magnoliopsida; Poales; Poaceae. Gene Ontology annotation, cellular component: plasma membrane. Gene Ontology annotation, molecular function: ATP binding; protein serine/threonine kinase activity; calcium ion binding. Gene Ontology annotation, biological process: cell surface receptor signaling pathway; protein phosphorylation.